AUGUACGCCGGUUUCGUUCGAAAAUUAUGGCCAAAGUACAUCCUCCGUGCUCUGUUCGAGCAUCGUGUUUUCCAAGGCGAAAGAUAAAUCCAGAGUCGAGCCUGAGACCUUAGAAACGAUAAAUGCCUUCUCGAAACGUACGAAUCUCGAUUAUUUUUUUUUUUUUUUUUUAGGCCACAUAACCAGUGGAGCAGCAGCUCGCGUAUUCUCGCGGUCAGUUUACUGGUUUACGAAGGUGCGCGGUUUAGAAAUAGAAUCGGCGCAAGAAAUUGUUUCCGUGGCGUAAAAACAUCAGGCGUGAGCGAACAUUCGAACGAGAAACGUGCGAAUGAGAAGCCCUUGAGUACUGAUUGUGAACGAAAUGGAGCAAAGCAGAAAAGAGGAACUGGUCACGCAGUGCCAACUGACUGGUUUACGUUAACAACAGACGCGGAGAAAUACGCAUUUUUCUUUUCAUCGUUUAGUGGUUUACUCGACGGUGAAACACCGUGCGCUCGACUUUUGUCUUUCAGGAGCACAGUCCUUUCUUACAGAGUCCCGAGAUACGCGUUGAUAACUGGAAUUUCAUCAAUUUUGGGAUCAUUAAACUUUAUUGUGACAAUCUUUAUGAUAAAAGAUUUUUCUUUAAAUUAUGAUCCAGUCAAUUUUUUUUUUUUUUUUGAUGAUCAAUUUCAAUUACUGUUAUUUUACCAAUUUUAUCAUUAACUAUUAGUAUAUAUAGUAUAGUAUAAAUUUUUCUUUAAAUUAUGAGUCAAUUUUUUUUUUUUUGAUGAUCAAUUUCAAUUACUGUUAUUUUACCAAUUUUAUCAUUACCUAUUAGUAUUAGCUGGUGCUAUUACUAUAUUAUUAUUUGAUUAUUUUCGAAAUUUUAAUACAUCAUUUCUUGAUCCUAUAGGGAGGAGAUCCAACUCUAUAUCAACAUUUAUUUCGAUUUAUUUUUGGACAUUUGUAUUUUACUAUUACUGUGUUUUACUAUCUUACCAGAAGUUUGUAUUUUAAUUUUGCCAGGAUUUCGACUAAUUUCACAAAUUACUAUUAAACGAAAGGGGGAAAAAAGAAGUUUUUGGAAAUUUAAGAAUAACUUAUACAAUAUUAGGAAUUGGAUUUUUAGGAUUAAUUAGAUAUUGAUACACGAGCUUAUUUUACAUCAUUAUUUUACAAUAAUUAUUGCAAUUCCUACUGGAAUUAAAGUAUUUAGAUUAUUUACAUCCAUCUACUUAUCACGGAUCGAAAUUAAGAUUCAAUAUUUCAUUUAUGUGAUCAAUUGGAUUUAUUUUAAUAUUUACAAUUGGAGGAUUAACAGGAAUUAUACUUUCAAACUCAUCAAUUGAUAUUAUUUUACAUGAUGCAUACUAUGUUGUAGGUUAUUUUCAGUUAUUGCAAGAUUUAUUCAUCGAUUCCCAUUGAUACCAGCAUUAAUAAUAAAUCAAAACUGAUUAAAAUUUCAAUUUUUCUUCAUAUUUAUUGGUGUAAAUUUAACUUCUUUCUCUCAACAUUUUUUAGGAUUAAUAGGAAUACCACGACGAUAUUCAGAUUAUCCUGAUUCGUAUUAUUGUUGAAAUUUUUCAUCGUCAAUUGGAUCAAUAAAUAGAUUAUUAUUUUUUUAUUUAUGUUACUUAUAAAAAAUUUAUAUCUGAACGAUUUAUUUUAUUUAUUUAAAUUUAGUCAAUAUUCAUUAA
Heterotrigona itama is the source of this 1679-nucleotide messenger RNA. NCBI's taxonomy places the organism in Eukaryota, Metazoa, Arthropoda, Insecta, Hymenoptera, Apidae. The record is from the annotation of a GenBank genome assembly.